Oryza brachyantha (malo sina) is the source of this 393-nucleotide messenger RNA. Its product is annotated as arabinogalactan protein 1-like. The record is from RefSeq and is a predicted model, not a curated record. Lineage: Eukaryota; Viridiplantae; Streptophyta; Magnoliopsida; Poales; Poaceae. Bases 1 to 393 code for a protein of 130 amino acids. The transcript has a single exon.
AUGGCCGCUUCUCACCUCGCCGUCCUCUCCGUGCUCGCCCUCCUCGCCGUCGCCGCCACGGCGCAGCCUCCGUCGGCCUCCCCCGGCGCGGCGCCGAAGGCCUCGCCUCCCGUGGCGACCCCGCCGCCAACGGUGGCGCCGCCGACCAAGGCCCCGGCUCCCGCCCCCAAGGUCUCCGCCCCGGCGCCCGCCCCCAAGGUCGCCGCCGCGCCUGCCCCCACCCCGUCCGCCGCCACGCCGACCCCGGAUGCCGCCGCGUCUCCCUCUCCCAGCGUGUCGCCCUCCCCCUCCGCCGAGCCCCCGGCGAAGAAACUCCCGACCGGUGCCGCCGCUGGCCUCCGCCCCGCCGUCGCGUUGUUCGCCGUCGCCGCCGCAGCCGUCUACGCCUUCUAG